AUGAAAUUAUCUCACAUGAUUGCUAGCAUCAUGAUGGGGGUAACAUGGACACAAGCCGUUAAAGGAAAUCGGUACUCAUUAUUCGAUUUCACAACAGCCAGCAAUGUAGACAAUUGGUCAGAAAUUUCAGACACCGUUCGAACGCCAGGAAUGUCUAAGGCCGUACUAACUCUACAAAAAACUCAAUUAUUUCAACGCGGAAUUUUCUUUACGCUCUUGAACCCCCAGCCAAACGGAGCCGGAUUUGCCGGAGUGCGAAUGCCUACUACCUGGGAUUUAAGCGGAUACACCAGUAUCGAAAUAAAGUGUCGCGCCCAGGGCAACAACGAGCACUACAAGUUUUCAACAAUAAGUUUACCCCUGAAAAACUUCAAGCCUUACUAUCGGGGUCAGGAAGUACUGAAUGGAACUCCGCUGGACACGGCAAACAUAACAACGUUUGGCUUACAAGUUUUCGGCGGUGUUUACUCGCCAUUUAAGCAAAGCGGCGUGUCAGCUCUCGAAAUUGAAACGAUUGUUGCAACUAUUUAA
This is a messenger RNA of Cotesia congregata, 531 nucleotides long. Lineage: Eukaryota; Metazoa; Arthropoda; Insecta; Hymenoptera; Braconidae. The record is from the annotation of a GenBank genome assembly.